This is a messenger RNA of Amaranthus tricolor (Joseph's coat), 1444 nucleotides long. RefSeq lists its product as uncharacterized. Gene Ontology annotation, biological process: RNA splicing. The transcript has 2 exons. The record is from RefSeq and is a predicted model, not a curated record. Lineage: Eukaryota; Viridiplantae; Streptophyta; Magnoliopsida; Caryophyllales; Amaranthaceae. The coding region runs from base 193 to 831 and encodes 212 amino acids. Gene Ontology annotation, cellular component: precatalytic spliceosome.
CUAGUACCGGAACCGCUUACUUAAUGAGCAUCCGGCUUCUAUAAAACCAGUGUUGCUCUCUAGUCUCUAUUUCAUAAUUGGGAUUUUUGAUCUUAAAUGCAAGCAAACUCCAAUAGCGAUAUUUAAAAUCCAAAAUCUCAAACGUAACCGGACUCAAAAACCUCACCGCCACACUCCACUGCAAAUCUAUCAAUGGGAGACCGCGGCCGGGAAGACAGGGAAAGAGACCGAGACCGUUACCGGGACCGGGACCGGGACCGUGACCGUAGAAGAGACAAAGAUGACCGCGACCGCAGAAGAGACAAAGACGACCGUAACCUCGACCGAGACCGUCACCGAGAUAGACGCUCACGGCACGGCCGAUCUCGCUCUCGCUCCCCAAAUCGUCAUCGCCGGUCUAGGUCACACACAUCCGGUUCACCAUCUCGGUCUAGGUCACGGUCUGUGGACCGCUCUCACCGUCACCACAGCUCACGGAGGAGAGAAAGAGACGAUUAUCACGACAAUUACGACAACAAUGAUCGCAAAAUUGUAUCCGAUUUUGUGGAUGGAAUUGUAAAGGAACAAAAGAAGAAGAAAUCGGAUAAGAAAGAUGAAAAAGUGAAGAAUGAUGUUGGUGGUAAUGAUGAUAGAAUUGAAGGGGGUGAAGAUGAUGAAUUUGAGAUGAUGAAGAAAAUGGGGAUUCCAUUAGGGUUUGAUACAACGAAAGGAAAACCUGUUCCUGGUGCUGAUGUUAGUGGUGUCAGAGCUGUUACUAAGCGUCAACCUAGACAGUAUAUGAAUCGUCGUGGUGGUUUUAAUCGUCCUUUGCCUGCUGAAUGUAAUCGUUAGUUUAUUGAAUCGGUUUUUUCUAGGGUUUCCUCACUUCUCAAGAUGUUCGUGAGUUCAUCUUUUGAUAUUCUUGACAACGUCUAGUAGUAAUCUAGCAAAGAUUGGACGGUUUCCCAUCAAAAUUUCAGUUGAAUUGUUAUAUACCGAGAGAAAUUACCAUCUAAAAAGCUGUCUGAAGCUAUGCUGUAACAAUAGAGGUUGAUACUACUGUAAUUUAUUUUCCUCAACCAUGUUGCUUCAUCCUGCAAUGCCUAUCUAAGCUUGUUUAACACAUCUAUGUGUUCCUUGUUGGAGGUAAUGGUUCAAGAAACUCCAGUAAUUUGCCUUUUUUGCUGGUAAGCUUCCUGUUUGGUGCCAGGGCAUCAUCAUAAACAACUAAACAAGUACUCCUCUACACUUUAAUGUCGAUUCGUUGGUCAGAUUCUCUAAACCAUUUUAAGAAUGAAUUGCAUUCGUAGGUAUCAACGGACUUUGGAGUCUGCUUAUUUUUACUCUAAUGAAGUUCUUUUUCUUUGAUUACCUUUCCUUGUGCAUAAUAUUGUCAUUUUUAGAACAUAUAACUGUAUGAUUAUCAUCCCAUCAACACUUUUUUUAUUGCAUACCGAUUAUUUUC